GGAGCCUGCCGGCUGGGGGUUCCCAGUUCCCAGAGUCCGGCCGGGGAGCUCGUGCGGCCCGGACCAGGACGGCGUCGGAGGUGGUGGCGAAGGACCCGGUCCCGGAGGACCGCUGGGCGUCUCACGCCCAUCUCCCCGCCUGAAAAACCCCACCCCAGCGCUCCCAGGGGCUGCUCUUGAGAGGGAAAGAGCCCAUGUUUGUUAGGAAUUUAGCCCUCUCGAGUCUCAGAAUUCAUUCCCCAGGAUCUGGCUUUCGAUUGCACACUUCAGAAACAGGAGUUGAGGAUCUCACAGAGCAGCCUCUUUCUGUCUCGGGGCGAACUAAGGUCUUCCUCACGUAACUUCAUCUUUUUUCCUCAGAGCAGCGCUCAGCCAUUCCCACGAACGAAGAGAGCUGCGCUUUACCCUCUCACCCUUCUUUUGGGUUUUAGGCCCCCGCGUUCCUUUACCUGGCGCUAUGUGGCCUCACAUCUAAGGCCACUCGUUCUGGUAAUCCUCUUCUGGAUCCACUCCCAUUUUCCAGAGAUUUUCCCAAAACUGGGUUCCUAAAGUACAUUUGUAAGUAACACAGUUCUCAAGUCAGACAGACUUGAAUUCUAAUCCAGGGUGGUGCCAAUCUAAGUAUGUGACUUUGGGUAAGUCCCUUAACUUCUCCAAGCCUCAGUGUGCUCGUCUGAAAAUGGGGACAGUCCUAUCUCUAGAUGGUUGAGAGGACGAAGGGUGAAGAACGAAAAAUACUUAGCCUGCUACCUGGAACAUAGUAUGCCAAGAAGCCUUAUCACACAGAUGUCCUUCGAGAUAAUAUGGAUCAGUCCGGAGUUCUCCUCUGGGUGAAAGCAGAACCCUUUAUAGUGGGUGCCUUGCAGGUCCCCCCUCCGUCCAAGUUCAGUCUUCACUAUCUCAGGAAGAUAUCCACAUAUGUGCGAACCCGGGCCACAGAAGGAGCUUACCCACGCCUGUACUGGUCUACAUGGAGGCACAUUGCAUGUGGGAAGCUGCAGUUGGCUAAGGAUCUGGCGUGGCUUUACUUUGAAAUAUUUGAUAGUCUUGCAGUAAAGACACCAGAGGAGCGCCUGGAAUGGUCUGAGAUUCUGUCCAACUGCAUGUCUGAGGAUGAAGUUGAAAAGCAAAGAAAUCAGCUUUCAGUGAACACCCUACAGUUUCUGCUCUUCUUAUACAUACAGCAGUUAAACAAGGUCUCCCUGAGGACAUCUUUGAUUGGAGAAGAGUGGCCUAGUCCCAGAAAUAGAUCUCAGUCUCCUGAUUUGACUGAAAAAUCCAGUUGCCAUAAUAAGAACUGGAAUGAUUAUAGUCACCAAGCAUUUGUCUGUGAUCAUCUGUCAGAUCUCCUUGAGCUGCUUUUAGAUCCAGAACAACUCACUGCAUCAUUUCAUUCGACCCAUAGUAGUCUAGUCUCUCGCGAAGCUGUUGUGGCCCUCAGCUUUCUUAUUGAAGGUACAGUGAGUAGAGCCAGGAAGAUAUAUCCACUUCAUGAACUUGCUCUGUGGCAACCACUGCAUGCAGAAAGUGGCUUCUCAAGGAUCUCUAAGACCUUUUCUUUCUACAAGCUGGAAGCCUGGUUGAGAGCCUGUUUGACGGGGAAUCCAUUUGGUACAUCUGCUUGCCUUAAGUCUGGAAAGAAAUUGGCUUGGGCUCACCAAGUUGAAGGGACGACCAAAAGAGCUAAGAUUGCUUGUAAUACGCAUGUGGCCCCUAAGAUGCACCGCAUGGUGGUGAUGAGCCAGGUUUACAAGCAGACCUUGGCCAAGAGCUCAGAUACUCUGGUGGGGGCACAUGUAAAGAUUCAUCGGUGCAACGAAUCUUUUAUAUAUCUGCUCUCUCCCUUACGAUCUGUGACCAUUGAGAAAUGCAGGAAUAGCACCUUCGUCUUGGGCCCUGUACAGACUGCUCUUCACCUCCACAGCUGUGACAACGUUAAAGUCAUUGCUGUUUGCCAUCGUUUGUCCAUCUCUUCUACAACAGGCUGCAUCUUUCACAUUCUGACGCCUACACGCCCACUUAUUCUCUCUGGAAACCAGGCAGUAACCUUUGCCCCUUUUCAUACCCAUUACCCAAUGCUGGAGGAUCACAUGGCCAGGACCGGCCUCGCUACGGUGCCUAACUAUUGGGAUAAUCCAAUGAUUGUAUGCCAAGAGAACUGCAACACAAGUGUCUUCCGACUCUUACCACCUUGUGAAUUCUAUGUAUUUAUUAUCCCCUUUGAAAUGGAAGGGGACACAACAGAGAUACCUGGGGGUCUUCCAUCUGCAUAUCAGAAAGCACUGGGUCAAAGAGAACAGAAGAUACAAAUCUGGCAGAAAACUGUGAAGGAGGCUCGUUUGACAAAGGAUCAAAGGAAGCAGUUCCAGGUACUUGUGGAGAAUAAGUUUUAUGAGUGGUUGAUUAAUACGGGACAUCGCCAACAGCUGGACAGUCUUGUGCCCCCUGCCGCAGGCUCCAAACAAGCAGCAGGAUAAGACUUCUACAU
Molecule: messenger RNA, 2488 nt
Organism: Mirounga angustirostris (Northern elephant seal)
Lineage: Eukaryota; Metazoa; Chordata; Mammalia; Carnivora; Phocidae
Gene: TBCCD1
Product: TBCC domain containing 1
Exons: 7
Coding region: 804-2477 (557 amino acids)
Biological process (GO): maintenance of centrosome location; maintenance of Golgi location
Cellular component (GO): spindle pole centrosome
Source: RefSeq, a predicted model, not a curated record